AUGGGUUCCGCAUCUCCUAUCAAGCAGGCGGCCUAUCGAUUAGCUCCUAGUGAGCAGGAAUUUUUACAAGAAGAGGUUCGAAAAAUGUUGAAUAUGGGAUUAAUAAGGAAGUCCUAUAGCCCAUGGUCAUCUUCAGUGGUAUUAGUUCCCAAGAAGAAUAGAAAAUUACGGUUUAGACUUGGCCAGUGGUUUAAUGUUAUGCCUUUCGGUCUCUGUAACACCCCGGCUACGUUUCAGCAGCUGAUGAACCAUGUGCUAAAGGAGUAUAUUGGGCAAUUUGUUGCUGUCUACCUAGAUGACAUUACUGUCUACUCUAGAACUUUCUGGGAACACAUAAAACAUUUGGAAAGGGUCUUUAUCAAGCUUCAGGGGGCACGGUUAAAAUUAAAUAGUGACAAAUGUUACUUUCUUAGAAAGUCGUUAAAGGUUCUAGGCUAUGAAAUUACUAGGAAUGGAAUUAGGCUAGAUAAUGAAAAGGUCAUCAAAGUCCAAAAAUACCCAGCACUGAAGACUCUGCUCCAAUUGAGAGGAUUUUUGGAAAAUAAAGAUUAUGAAGAGAACUAUGAGGAUGAAGGGGAUUAUGAAUCUGAGGUAGAAGAGAUUAAUUAUGAAAGGACUGAUAGUAUAGAGGAACAAUGGAAUACUGGACAUGAAUCGGCAGGAACAAGGAAUGGAAAAGGAGCUGAAAUAUUACUUUCUCAGGAUGAAGUAUACUUAGUGGACGAUUUAAGGGCAAUCCAGAAAGUUAUAGAAGCCUCAGAGGAAGAAAAUGACCCCAAGUAUAAGGGUGAUGAAGGAUCAUCCAAUGAAACGUCAGAUGAUGAUGAGUCCCAAAUAGAAGUUGUAAUAAACAGUAGAUCGACAAGUCUAACCACCCCAGAGGAAGAAACCUUGACCGAAGAGUGGAAGGUUAAUAAGAGUUUUGCAGACCAAGUAAAGCAAGAGAAUGCAAUGAUGGAUGAAUUUAUCAAAUGGCCAGAAGAUGACCAGGAAGAAACCUUUGAGCUACAAGCCAUUGAUAUCGGUACAGAAGGAAUUGGAAAAACCCAGCGCUUUGAAAAUGAGUUCUUCCUCUACGACCAUCCUACCCUUAAUGACUAUAUAGCAGCCUGGGAGCUCAAUUUAAGGGAGGCCAUAUAUUGGGUAGAUUUUUAUGGCUAUUCUUUAAUUGCCAACGACCCAAAUGAAUUACUAAUCCUGCAAAACCGGAUACAAGAUGAAGUACAACAAAGUGAAGCCCGGCUGUUAAUAGCUUUACAAACCGGCAUUGAUCCUGGGUGUGACCGAAGACUUGUAGAUGAUAAUGGUGUUCUUAUUUUAUCUGUGGAAAUCGAGUUGGAUUAG
This is a messenger RNA of Dentiscutata erythropus, 1344 nucleotides long. Lineage: Eukaryota; Fungi; Glomeromycota; Glomeromycetes; Diversisporales; Gigasporaceae. The record is from the annotation of a GenBank genome assembly.